AAGAGUUGAGUUCUAACCCCUCCUUUAGAAGAGAGAAAGGAAAAGGAAAAGGAAAAGGAAAAAGAAAAGAAAAGGAAUCACAACAAACCCGUCUCCCCUUCAUCCCUCCAACACCUCUCUCGCCACCCAAGAGAGUCUGCCCACAUUACGCAUUACCGUGGGCGGUGGGCUCUGCUCUGCUGUAUCAUCAUCACUGCCAGCCUGACCCAGCGAGCAUCAGUUGCGGUGGGCUCAACCGUCUCUCUCUGUGGCCCGUGUGACGUGGGGGAUAUGGCUGGAGCACUGUGCUGUACGGGAUAGGUUUUACUGACCGAAUAGUUACUACGGAGCCCUUCCUUUCACCGGGCGGUGGCCAGAAUGCACGGCCGUUUGACGGGAAAGGGGCAGGUGGAGGAUUACAGUGAGUUGGGCGGUACAAAACUUCAAGGUUCGUACAUUUUUCGUUUUAUUCGCACCUGCCACCUGCACUUUUUCUACUGCUAUAAUUUCCCUGCGCGUGUUUCGCGCGUGGUCAGUUCGUUUGGCUAUGCGGAUGAUGGAUUUUGUUUGGAGGAUAAUUUUUUCGAAGGCCGAGGGAACUCCUUUUUUUUUUCCGGCUAACGGUUACUAAUUGGUUGGAUCCUAUCGACGCUUAGACAAGGGCGAGCAUGGCUUUAAGAAAUUCAUUGAUAUUUAUAUUGAUGAGUUUAAGAACAACUUCAAACGAUGAUUAGACUGGCACUCUUACUCCGGGCUUUCCGCUUGCUUUUUAUAAUGGUUUAAUGGGAUGUUCUUAUUUCUAGUGCAUAUGCCCUACUGGUAUACUGUACUGUGCUGUGCGAUGCAGUAACUGUACAUAUUGUAUAACAUGCAGGGCUUGUGGGAGUCGGGCGUUUUGGAUCAUUAUCCGUUUGGAUGCUAUCUUUACCCGCACUGCACGAAACAUCUCUGCUCG
Molecule: messenger RNA, 934 nt
Organism: Tuber aestivum (summer truffle)
Lineage: Eukaryota; Fungi; Ascomycota; Pezizomycetes; Pezizales; Tuberaceae
Source: the annotation of a GenBank genome assembly